AUGUUCCAACAUGUGUUCCGACUAUUCAAAGAGUUUGAAAAAUUUGAUGAUAAUGUCUCCCAACCACGAUCUCGUCGUCGGGAAUUCGAUACACUCAAUGACUCUUCCGAGUCCGACGUUCCAUAUGAUGGACAACCAACACCAGAGUCUCCGGGAUUGUCGUCUUUUAGUCCUCAACAAAGUGACGAUGGUGUUGGUGGAACAUCCUCUCAACGUCCAAUGGAAGCGAAGAAAGCAAAAUUGAAGAAGAAAAAUGAAGACCAAUUUUGCAAGUAUUUUAAUACUCUAAAUGCUAAAAGUGAUAGUAUUGUUGAUUUGUUGCAGAAGGCCGAAGAAUGUCAAAGUGUCCAACUUCAAUUGCAGAAACAACAACUUGAUUUGCAGAAAAAGAGGGAUGAAGAUAGAAUUUUGAUGAUAGAUUUGAAUACCCUGACAAAUCCCAUGAUCCGUCGACAUUGGGAACAAAGACAUGCACAUUUUGCAAGAAAGAGAAUUUGA
Molecule: messenger RNA, 498 nt
Organism: Striga asiatica
Lineage: Eukaryota; Viridiplantae; Streptophyta; Magnoliopsida; Lamiales; Orobanchaceae
Source: the annotation of a GenBank genome assembly